Acanthosepion pharaonis is the source of this 1527-nucleotide messenger RNA. Lineage: Eukaryota; Metazoa; Mollusca; Cephalopoda; Sepiida; Sepiidae. The record is from the annotation of a GenBank genome assembly.
AUGGCGGUCCGAUUACUUUUCAUUCAUAUAAUUCAAUGUAAUUCUUACCGCUGUUUGAUUACCAUUUUCUUUCUAUCUUCGCCAUUUUCUUUCUAUCUUCGCCAUUGUAUUUUCUCACUCUGGCAUUUUAUUUCACACUCCGCCAUUUUCUUUCUCUCUUCAACAUUUUCUCCCUCUCUACGCCAUUUUCUUUCUCUCUACGCGUUCUUCUUUCUGACUCCUACAUUUUCUUUCUCUCCCCGCCAUUUCCUCCCUCUACCAAUAUUUCUUUCUGUCUGUCUUCCUCUCCCUGCCAUUUUCUUUCUUUCUCUCUCCGCCAUUUUCGCUUUCUUCGCCAUUUUCUUACUCUCUCCGCCAUUUUGUUUCUUACUCCACAAUUUUCUCUCUAACUACCAUUUUCUUUCUCACUCCGCUAUUUUAUUUUUCUCUCCGCCAUUUUCUUCCACUUGCCAACAUUUUCUUCCCUUGGCCACCAUUUUCUUUCUCUCUUCGCCAUUUUCUUUCUUACUCCACUAUUUUAUUUCUCUCUCAGCCAUUUUCCCUCUCUCCGCCAUUUUCUCCUUCUCUCCGCCAUUUUCUUUUACUCGCCGACAUUUUCUUCCACUCUCCGCCAUUUUCUUUCUCUUUCCGCCAUUUUCUCCUUCUCUCCGCCAUUUUCUUUCUCUCUCCGCCAUUUUCCCUCUCUCCGCCAUUUUCUUUUACUCGCCGACAUUUUCUUCCACUCGCCGACAUUUUCUUUCUCUCUUCACCAUUUUCUUUCUUACUUCUUUUUUAAUUUUCUUUCUUUUUCCUUCUUUCAAUGUCUAUUCUUUUUCAUUUCUUUUUGUUCCGCUCCUACCCUUCCUACCUUCCUUCCUUCCUUCCUCCCUCCCUUCCUUUGUUCCUCCCUUCCUUCCUUACUUUCUUCCUCCCUCCCUCCCUCCCCCCUCCCUUCCUUCCUUCCUUCCUUCCUUUCUCCCUCCCUUUCUUUUUUUCUUUCUUCCUUCCUUCCUUCAUUCCACCCUCCCUUCCUUCCUUCCUUUCUUCUUUCUUUCCUUCCUUCCUUCCUCCCUACCUCCAUUCCUUCCUUUCUUCCUUCCUUCUUCAUUCCUUCCUUCCAACUCUUUCCUUUCCUUGCUUCUUUUUUAUAUUUCUUUUUCUUUAGCUCCUCCCCUUCAUUCUCUAAUUCUUCCUUCUUUCGUUCCUUUCUUUUUCUUUUUACAGAUACUACCUUUCCUUCUUUCCUCCCUCCAUUCCUUCCUUCCUUCCUUCCUUCCUUCCUCCCUCCAUUCCUUCCUUCCUUCCUCCCUUACUUUCUUUCUUCCUUCCUUCCUUCCUCCCUCCUUCCUUCCUUCCUUCCCCUCCUUCCUUCCUUCCUUCCUUCCUCCUUUCCUUCCUUCCCCCUCCCUUCCUCCUUCCUUCCUUCCUUCCUUCCUUCCCCUCCCUCCUUCCUUCCUUCCUUCCUCCCUUCCUUCCUUCCAACUUUUAAACGCUUUCUUUCUUUUUGUUAGUUUUUCUUUUCUUUUUAUAUCCUUUUCUUCUUUCUAA